Molecule: messenger RNA, 4838 nt
Organism: Mirounga angustirostris (Northern elephant seal)
Lineage: Eukaryota; Metazoa; Chordata; Mammalia; Carnivora; Phocidae
Gene: HOXC11
Product: homeobox C11
Exons: 2
Coding region: 2894-3889 (331 amino acids)
Biological process (GO): regulation of transcription by RNA polymerase II; anatomical structure development
Cellular component (GO): nucleus
Molecular function (GO): RNA polymerase II cis-regulatory region sequence-specific DNA binding; DNA-binding transcription factor activity, RNA polymerase II-specific
Source: RefSeq, a predicted model, not a curated record
GGGGGGAUGCACUGAUGCCCUGGGGUGCAGCCUGGGGCAAGCGCCACAAUCUAUGCUUUGGAGUGGUCCUGGACUGAGGGUUGGGCAGGGAAGUGGCCAGCCCACACUGUGGGCAUUUUUGCCCAUCAAUACCUUGCUGACCUCAUUGUCCAGGGCCUUCUGGCAGCAACCUCCAGUUGCUGGGAUUUUAAAAAAGUUGUUGAAAAAUUAAAAGUCAGACCAAAACUAGGAAAAAAAAUUGAACUUCAUGCCUUACUUUUAGGGGGAAGAAUAUUAAUUCUCAGAAGCCUCUGUUGGGAGACCUAGAGUUUCCUGGACAUCAACUUCUUUGACAUUCUUUCUUGCCUUCUUUUUUGUUUCAAGGAAAUAAAGCCGCCACUGGCUCCUUGCAGCCGCCUGGCUCACUUUUAUGGUGGCCCUGGAACAAACUUUGGUGGUCAAAUUCAAGUGCUCAGGCCCACAGCUGGCUCCUCACAGGAAGCGUACCCCUCCCCACUGUCGGCCUCUGCAGUACAGAAUUUGCCUUGGGGGCUUAGGCCCCACAUCGCCCUGGAGACCAGGAUGGAGAAGGAAGCAGGGCCCUGGGGGAACUGGGAAAAGCCGAAGCCGAGACUCUGAGCUCUUAUCCCCACCUCUGCAAGGGAUAGGGGUACCUCUCUCUUCCCUCUUGCUGGUUCCUAUCACUGUUUGGAGAACAUUUUGCCUCCAAUAAACUUGAGUUUAAUGAGGUCAGCAUGAACCCCAUAAAAGCCAUAGUCCAUAGUUCCCCAUCAUUAUAAUUAAAAACGCUAGCCCCAGGUCACCCUAUAAAAAGAGGUAGAGGAAGGAGGAAAGCAACAGAUUUUUCUUCUUGCAGCUCCUCACUGACGGAGAAGUCCCACACUUGAGCAAAGCCGCAAUCUAGUUCCUCUUUGCCAUCCUUUAAGAUCUGGCCAGGACUAAAGAAGGGCUCAGGAAGUAUGGCCCACCAAAUAAUGGGUAGAGGGGUAUCCUUGGGUAUUCCAGAGCCACCCCAAGAAUGAGACCCGUGGCCAACGUGGCUCCACUCCAGGUGAUGCUGUAAAGGCUGAGCAAAUUUGGGAAGGCAGGAGGAUUGAGAAGGAAUGGAUUUGGGGAGUUAUAUCUGGGGACAUGAAAAAAUUUUUUGUGUCUUCUCCAAGAUCUGGUUUUGGGGCCUCAGUAUGUGUCACCAAGCUCUGCAAGGAAAAUCAAAUCCAAAUAGUAUUUGUAAAGUAGAAAUCAAUUUUAACCAAGAGUUAGGGGUUAAAAGAGGGUUUGGGCUAUUUCUGGCUUUCCCUGAAUCCUUGCAGGGCUUCAGUCCUCCCCUCCUGCCUGAACAAAUCAUGCCCUGGUAGCUCCUCUUUGGAUCCAAGGUUGCUUUCUGCCUAUGGCGAUUGCUCUGGCCCCUUGGAUCCAGUCCAGAACCUUUCAAUAAAGUGAUUCUCAGCUGCCUGGAUGUGUCCCAUGGUGCCCAGAGGGAUGAGAGGCGAAGGAGGGCAGAACUACUGAGUCCACCUCUUGGGCCACAGAUGUCUAGGAGGCUGGUGGACAUGGAAGAGGGCAGGGAAGGGCUGAGAAAUGGGAAAGAGGCACCAAGGCCUGCCUACAGCCCCCUGGGAGCAGGGCUGGGGGCCUCCAUUAGGGAGUGGUCCUUGGCCCUGCCCUGCCCACCCAGGUUCCUCAGCUCCCUUCCACUCCCCUGCUAGUCUGUCCAGCAGACCCACACCUGGCCCCACUGCCCACCUCCCAGCCCCCAAAUCAUUUAAGGAUAGGAGCCCCAAACCCAGCCCCCCCAUAUCCUUCCUGGACCCUGACUCCAGGCUUCUUUUCGGCCCCCAAGCUGAGGCUGAGCCCCCAACCCAAAGGACCCCAGACAGAGAAAAUACAUGGCUCUCAUUCCGAUCUUUAUCUUUGGGGUUUGAGAUUUCAAAAUCCACAGUGGAUGUAGCUUUCUGCACAUUGAUUGACAAUAAAGGCAGGCAUGAAAUAUUCACCCAGGGCCACUCUCUCAUACUAAAUAUUUAACACAACAUUAGAGAAGGUUUUUCCCCAGACUUGGCCAGGCACCGGCUGGGCGGCUGGCGCACUGCUUACCACUCGUUUAUGACUAAUCUGAGUCCCUAGCCGCAGGCAGCACAGCAGAGCCAGACAAAGUUGGGACCCUGGCUUGGUGCUGGGCUGCCUCACCUUUGGAAAACUUCCCAUACUCUUCUGAGGAGUCUCUCCAAAGGGGAAGGGGAGUCCUGACACACAGCCCUGGCCAAGAAAAGAAUGGACUUCUUCAAACUCUUGUAAAGAGGCGCUGGCCCUCUGCGGGUUGGCAGGGUAAGAGUCCCUGAGAGUUGGGAAGGAUUCACAUCUCCCGCGGAACCAGGCGGUGGGGAAAGAGGUCUUCAUCCCCACCUCAGUCUUGGGCUCAUCAUCCGGAGGAGGCAAGACCCCCCAGAGGUGGGAGCCCUCCUCCUUCCCUCAAUUCUGGGGUGGGGGGAGAAGCAGCUAGAAAAAAAUACAAUUACCCCCUCCCCGCCACCCCCCCCACUGCCCAUCCCACCGCCCACCCCACCCCAACCCUCUCUCUCCUCCUUUGCUCGCUCUGUGGAAUGGAGAGGAGGGGAGUGACGAGAGAAAAACGAAUACAAAUCUGCAAUUGAUUUUCAUAAUGUUUCUGCGGUGUUUGCAAACCAAUCGCCUGAACGUCCCCAUCUUACCUAAGAGAGAACCCCUCCUACGUCUGCGAAGUGCUCCGAACUGAUAUAUGACAAUAUCUACUUUGGAUCACGUGCUCAGGGAGAGAGACUAAGACGGAUAACGCGUCAUCUCGCCUUCCCAAAUUUUCCCCCCUCGCUAGAUCGGGUCCAAAACCUCCAUCUGGAGCCGGCAGGAGAAGAGAACGAUGUUUAACUCGGUCAACCUGGGCAACUUCUGCUCGCCGUCGCGCAAGGAGAGGGGCGCUGAUUUCGGCGAGCGAGGGAGCUGCGCCUCCAACCUCUAUCUGCCCAGUUGCACUUACUACGUGCCCGAGUUCUCCACGGUCUCCUCCUUCCUGCCCCAGGCCCCCUCUCGUCAGAUCUCCUAUCCCUACUCAGCCCAAGUGCCCCCGGUCCGGGAGGUCUCCUACGGCCUGGAGCCAUCCGGCAAGUGGCACCACCGGAACAGCUACUCCUCCUGCUAUGCGGCGGCCGACGAGCUUAUGCACCGGGAGUGCCUGCCUCCUUCCACGGUCACCGAGAUCCUCAUGAAAAACGAAGGCUCCUACGGCGGCCACCACCACCCCAGCGCCCCGCACGCAGCCCCCGCCGGCUUCUACUCCUCAGUCAACAAGAACAGCGUUCUGCCUCAAGCCUUCGACCGUUUCUUCGACAACGCCUACUGCGGGGGCGGCGACGCGCCCGCCGAGCCCCCCUGCCCAGGCAAGGGCGAGGCCAAGGGGGAGCCGGAGGCGACCCCGGCCUCGGCACUGGCGUCGCGGGCUGAGGCGGGGGCCGAGGCCGAGGCCGAGGAGGAAAACACGAAUCCCAGCUCGUCCGGCUCAGCCCACUCGGCGGCCAAGGAGCCGGCCAAGGGAGCCGCCCCCAGUAGACGCCCCCCGCACCCGCAAGAAGCGCUGCCCUUAUUCGAAAUUCCAGAUCCGGGAACUGGAGCGAGAGUUUUUCUUCAACGUGUAUAUCAACAAAGAGAAGCGGCUGCAGCUGUCCCGGAUGCUGAACCUGACGGACCGACAAGUGAAAAUUUGGUUUCAGAACAGAAGGAUGAAAGAAAAAAAACUAAGCAGAGACCGGCUGCAGUAUUUCUCGGGAAAUCCUCUGCUGUAACCGCAGACCGGGCCCUUUACGGGGAAGGGGGAAAGGGGGAAAAUUAUUUUAUUUUAUUUUUAUUUUUUAUUUUCUAACUCGCCUUCUUUCCGCGGGUGGAAAACUGGACUGUGGCCAGGGCUGGCCCCCACUGCCAUCGCCCGCACCUCUUUCUGGAACCUCCUUCACCUUCCGUCUGACUCGCUGUGGGACAGGGACCGGGCCUGGAAAGAGGGUGAAGGGAAGUGUCUAACCCACGGCGAGUGGACAUCGUUGGCGCCGAGGCCAAGACUCUAUUUAAAAGAAAACACACCUCGCGACAACGUCUUGCUGCUCGGAUUGGGUGGGGGAGGGGCGACAGUAGUAGGCGCCUGAGCGAACAAAUCCUUGAACUAAAAGCCUUCCCUUGCCCAAGUGAUAAGAUCUGCUAAGACACCGUGUCUGCGAGGGGAGACUUCUUGGGCUCCCCACCCCUACCCCACCUCGCCCCACUGCUAGGGGGCAGCUAAAUGUGAUCCUGCCUUGCUGUGAAAUUUCUGUACCUUCGACCUGGUGUUAGGUGUGCAAAGUCCGUGUCCUACCUCCGUCUGCGCCCAGGCCCCGCCUGAGCCUAGUUGUUCUCCCCGUGAACGUGUAGAGCCCUCCUUUGAAAUUUCUUAACUGGUGCAUUGAGGUUUCCUAACCUAUUUCCAAGCCGUGCCCCACUCCAUGGAUUUAUAGCUAUAGUCUAUGCAGUUGUUACCUCCUUUUUUUUUUUUUUAAGGAAGAAAAAAAAGAUUAGGUUGGAGGAGGCAGGAGGGAGGUGGGAUUGGGGGCCUCCCCCAUGCUGGGGCCUGAAUUUUUGUAAAUAAAUUUCACAAGCAUUUCUUUCUACCCAGAGGGGAUGGGGUGGGGGGGGAGGACUCACCUGGAAUGAGAUUCAAAUCACCCAUCUCUCUCCAUGAGCGUGAGUGUGCGUGUACGUGUGCAAUCCCCACCCUGCUCCCGUCCCAGAGGGAUUGCUGUGAAUUUUUUUUUUUUUGGUGGCAAAUAAAGAUAUUUCAUUCU